Molecule: messenger RNA, 2383 nt
Organism: Tribolium madens (black flour beetle)
Lineage: Eukaryota; Metazoa; Arthropoda; Insecta; Coleoptera; Tenebrionidae
Product: PWWP domain-containing protein 2A-like
Exons: 6
Coding region: 224-1957 (577 amino acids)
Cellular component (GO): nucleus; chromocenter
Molecular function (GO): chromatin binding
Source: RefSeq, a predicted model, not a curated record
AAACGUCAAAAAAUUUAAAGCUCUUUCAGUAUUGCCAAUAGUUGCACUUGUCACAUUCCUAACCAUAAAAUAAUUUCGUUUAUAAGCCUAAAACUCAUUUUUCUUUCAUUUCCUUUAAACAAUUUCCAUUUUCCGACUGAAGAAACUUUCCAUUUAGUAAAUUUCCACCAUCUCAAAUUUCCAAGCACAUUUUCACGUCGGUUUUAAUUUCCAUUUUUCAAAUAUGGCGGACCAAGAAUGUUGUAAGGAUAUUCAGUUAUUAAAAAGGACAAGAAUUUCAGUUUUUGUCGAUGAAGCCUUACCAGACAUUUUAGUAGUAACGUACGAAUUCGGCGUGAAAAUAUUUAAAGGGGUCCUCCUCGAUUCCACCAAGAGAAACCUUCCAUGUGGCGUCCCUAAUCUGAACCCCGCAUUUAAAGUGUCAGUAAAACCAAAACUCGACGAUGACAGUCUCUAUUCAGUCAACCAAAGAUUCGCCUACACAGAGCCCAGCACUGCGAAGAAAAAAAACGUUCAAAUCCCGAGUAAAUACAAGAAUAAUAAAAUGACAGUACGACUGCGUCCCCGUCAAGUUCUUUGUUCAAAAUGCAAAGGAAUUUGCAACGAAAACUCGGAAAACGUGUCGCGGAAACGCAAACCGGCCGAGAGUGUCCUGUCUCCGCCCGUCAAACGGGGCCUCAACGCCCCCAUCACACGUUCAGUUUCAAUUCACUCCGAACUUAACAAGAAAAAACUGGGCGAAGCCACUUUAGUCCCGAAACUCACACGAUUGACCCCCCAGGAGGAGAAAGACGCCAUGAAUGGAAAAAUUGUCACGUUUAAAAAGCCCCUCACUGCAGUUUCGGAAAACACCCAGAAGCACUCCUCUGACUCGGACUCGGACGAGAGUGACACCAGCCGAAGAAUCCUCCGGAAGAAACGCAGCGUAGGGUCCAUGGAAGACCUCUGGGAUGAAAGUGUUUUCGAGGAGAACGCCAAUAAGAACAAUAAUGUGAACACGCGCACGAUUAAAAUCUCGUACGGACCCCAGGGUGAAGGCACAGUGCUGAAAAUCCCCGCACAGAUUGAGAACCUCAAAGAGGAGGAAAUUGAGGAGAAAAGUGAUGAUAAAGCGGCGCGAAAAGCACUCAAAAAGGCCAAGAAGGAGGCGAAGAGAAAGGUGGUGUUCACAUUGGGGGGCUCCUCGCCGAGGUACACCGUUGGGAGUGCGUCCCCGAGGCAUGGAUUAGGGAACAACAGCCCCAGGUAUAUGUGUCCGGAUUUGAGCAUACCGAGGAGGAGGAAGCACAAAAUGAAGCAUAAAAAGAAGCAUAAAGAGGAUCGGAAACACAGGGAGGGUGAGGUAAGUUCGACUCAAGAGGACCCAAAAGAGCAAUGCAUCACCCAAAAACUGUCAAUUAACUUAAAACGACUUAACAACACGUAUGCAUCUUAUCCCGCCGCUCCCUCAGAUAAAACUCCUGAAGAAAACACGUCCAGUUCCGACGAACACAGCGAACAAGUUCCAGACUUCCCUCCACCGACGCCUCCCAUAAUGUUGCGCAUUAAUUCGCAAACGUUAUCGAGUGCACCGACGGCAGACGGAGGCCGUAUGUUGGUCGGCGACGUCGUAUGGGGCAAAAUCCACGGAUUCCCCUGGUGGCCAGGCAAAGUGUUAACCAUCACGAACUGCGGAGGCCAAGGGCCCCAAGCGCACGUCGCGUGGUACGGUUCCUCUACGUCGUCACUGAUGCAGUGCGACCAGUUAAGUCCAUAUUUAGAAAAUUUUAAGAUACGUUAUAAUAAGAAAAAAAGGGGGCCAUACAAAGAAGCCAUCAAGCAGGCGACGCAAGAAGCGAAGGAAAACGCUGAAAUAAAAAUGCGUCAACCACUAGGAAAUUCACCUUCGCACAAUAUCAUUCAACAGGUGGUGCCACCUGCUUUAGCGUCGCCUAGGGAAAUCGAUGUUGUAUCAUAAUGAAGCAUUUUUCUCAUUUGGUGGAACAUACAGGAGUUGUAGCGUUUAAUUCUUCCAUUGACAAUGAACAAUACAAGAUUUAAAUGACUCACCCUGUAUACUAAACUAAUGACUCUUAAAUGUGUUGAUAGCUACUACUGCGCAUUGAUGUAUUCUUUUUUAUAAAGUACUUUAUAUUUAUACAAAAAUAUUUGUAUGCAGGCGUAACAUCUUUUUUUCCUGAUAUUGUAUCAUCUCUUGUAAAGAAUAUUUUUUGUGAUAACUUUGGAUGAUUGUUUUCAUAUUGAAGUGUUUUAUUCAAGAUUUUUAUAGGGUUAAGUCAUAGUUACUACUAUCUGUUAAACAAUAAUCAAUAUAUCUGUGAUUUUAUUCCUUUAGAAACAUGUAAGUAGUAAAAUUAAAUUAAUAAAGUCAUUUGGUACUAUA